Molecule: messenger RNA, 3935 nt
Organism: Strigops habroptila (Kakapo)
Lineage: Eukaryota; Metazoa; Chordata; Aves; Psittaciformes; Psittacidae
Gene: RNF139
Product: ring finger protein 139
Exons: 2
Coding region: 892-2643 (583 amino acids)
Biological process (GO): ERAD pathway
Cellular component (GO): endomembrane system; endoplasmic reticulum
Molecular function (GO): ubiquitin protein ligase activity; zinc ion binding
Source: RefSeq, a predicted model, not a curated record
CAGAACUACCACAGAUGCUAUGAUUUCUCAUUGGAAGGCACAGACUUCCCAGUUGUGGCCAAGAUGUGUUCAUGGUCAGUGUGAGGGAAAGGUGAGCAAACAGGAAUUUCAAGAUCUGAACCUGGUGUCUACCAGGGAGGAUGCAAGUUCGCACUGGCAGAGGCAGCAGGUGCAGGUUUGCAUUCUGUGUACAAAAGACACUGCAGAAAGUCUCCUCUAUUAAGACUUUGCUUCACGAUGUCUUACCAGGACUGAAAGCAAACUGAAGGGAAUUGGAAGAGCAACGUCUUCCCCCAGUAAACUACAGCGAGUUUUUACUAUUUUCCCAUUAUGGUUAAGCUAAACUGGUGACUUAUCUUUAGUACUCUAGUGUGGACAUCUGUAGUUGAGUGCUUUGCUCAAGUGAAUUGGGGGACUUACUAUUUUAUUAAUUCCUUAUUAAUUUUGCCUGUAAUGUGGUAACUUUUCUGCUUUUAGAGCUUGUCUUCCCUUAGACUUCAAGACUGAAGCUGAAGGGCUGGGAGCUGUUGCUGCUCUGCUCUGAGACUGCAGAUAACCUUAAUAGUGAUUGUGAUUUACUGCUUGCAUUACUUUGCAUUGCAGCUGCAGGGAACAGGCGUAUUAAAUGCAGAGCUGAAGUCAUCCUCUGGAAAGGAUGUGUGUUCUGAAAGGAUGAAAGUUGUCUGUUCUGGAAAGGGCCCCACUGGUAAUGCAAAGUUAUGAGUGAUUAAUGGGGAAGCGAUACGUGAAAUAAAUGUAGCUCCAGAGCUCAUAGGUUAAAAUCUGGUGUUGAAUUUCUGCUGAGAACUAAAUGACUUCAAUCUGUUUUUAGGUGUCUUUGUCUCCAGUGUUGUUCUGGUCUUACAACAGCGAGCACUUUUCAAGUUUUAUAUGAUCGCCUCGGCAUUCCUGCUGGCUGCAACUUCAGUGUUGGUGAAUUACUAUGCUGCUUUGCACAUAAACUUCUACAGUGCCUACUACACAGCUGCAUUCGGAAUCCAGAUCUUCCCUCAUAAAGGACCUUCACUAUGGAUGGCGCUUUCCAUCCUUCAGCUGACCUUUGGAAUCGGAUAUGUUACACUGCUGAACGUGCAGUCCAUAUACUCUCAACUCAUCAUCCUGGAUAUACUGAUUCCUGUCAUUGGCUUGGUUGUUGAAUUACCUUUAAACGUCCGGCAGAUACUAGUUUUUAUUUCAGGCCUGGUUCUGACACUAAACACCACAGCCAUUUUAGUGAUGAAAAUUAAAUGGUUCUAUUACUCAGUGCGCUAUGUUUAUCUGCUGGUGAGGCACAUGUAUCGCAUUUACGGAUUACAGCUCUUGAUGGAGGAUACAUGGAAAAGGAUUCGGUUUCCAGCUGUACUGCGUGUCUUCUGGCUAACGAGACUUACAGCCCAGGCUGUGGUAUUAACAUAUGUUGUAAAGAUGGCAGAAACUAAUACAGAAGAGAAAUUCUUCUUGAUAUCGUGGGAUAACUGCUGGGAACUGCUCUGCAGCCUGAUCAUAAGUGGCUGCGACUCCACUUUAACUGUGUUAGGCAUGAGCGCUGUCAUCUCCUCCAUCGCGCAUUACCUGGGGCUCGGCAUCUUGGCCUUCAUCGGCUCCACUGACGAGGAUGACAAAAGGCUGGGGUUUGUAGCACCUGUCUUGUUCUUCAUCUUGGCUCUGCAGACUGGUUUGAGCGGGCUGAAGCCAGAAGAACGGUUGGUUCGCCUGAGUCGAAACAUGUGCCUUUUGUUGACCGCAGUCCUGCAUUUCAUCCAUGGCAUGACAGACCCUGUGCUCAUGUCUCUCAGUGCCUCCCACGUGUCAUCGUUUCGCAGACACUUCCCUGUCCUGUUGGUUUCCGCUUGCCUUUUCGUCCUCCCGGUUCUGCUCAGUUACAUCCUCUGGCACCACUAUGCACUAAACACGUGGCUUUUUGCCGUGACGGCGUUCUGUGUCGAGCUCUGCCUCAAAGUAAUAGUUUCUAUCACUGUUUAUAUAUUGUUUAUGAUCGAUGGCUACUAUAACGUGCUAUGGGAAAAACUUGAUGAUUAUGUCUAUUACGUUCGGUCAACUGGCAAUAUUAUUGAGUUUAUCUUUGGAGUGAUCAUGUUUGGGAAUGGAGCUUACACAAUGGUAUUCGAGUCGGGCAGCAAGAUCCGUGCUUGCAUGAUGUGUCUACACGCGUACUUCAACAUCUACCUGCAAGCAAAGAACGGCUGGAAGACGUUUAUAAACCGCCGGACUGCUGUGAAGAAAAUCAACUCACUUCCAGAGGUAAAAGGAAGUCGGUUACAAGAAAUAGAUGAUGUCUGUGCAAUCUGCUACCACGAGUUCACCACCUCUGCUCGCAUUACUCCAUGCAACCAUUACUUUCAUGCACUUUGUCUUCGGAAGUGGCUGUAUAUCCAGGACACUUGCCCCAUGUGCCAUCAGAAAGUGUACAUUGAGGACAAGGAAAAUGCCAGUGUUUCCAACAACAACGGGUUUGUGGCACCCAAUGAAAACCCUGUAGAAGCUGCAGAAGAAGCUGCUGAUGCUGAAAAUGAAGUAAAUGAGGAUAACGACAGUUCUGACAGUGAAGAGGAAGACAGUGACUGUGUGGCACAGCACUUGACUGAGACUCUGAAUGCUGACUCUAACUCUCUUGGUGAAUAAUGCCCUUUGCUAAAGCCGUGAGGUAUGUUUAAAGUUGACUUCCAACAAUAAAAGUAUCACUUUGUAGUUAUUGUACUUAAGCACAACAGCAGUAUCUCAGUGUUGAGUCUGUGAACAGUGGUUGUUUACUGUGGUGUGUGCUACUGUAAAUAUACCUCUAAUUUUUGCUGGUCUCUUUCAUGGCCACCUGAAAAUUAUGUACAUUAUUGUACAUGGAAUAAAAUGUUUUCACGUUUUUAAGAUGGUUGGAAAACUACUCUUUAAUUGAUGUAGUGACGAUGCUGUGCCAAAGACUGUAUACCAGUAAUCCCCCAUCCAUGAGUUCUGGAUGCAAAUGAAAAAUCCUGGUGAAAACAGACUUGAGCAGGUCAAAUCAGUAACGAAAAGCCUGAGCCAAAGCAGCUUUACUUACAGACUCAGUAUUAGCAGAGCUUUAGUGCUAAAAACUAGUGAGUUGUAUUUAAAAUAAGUAAUAAUUUAGGUUGGUAAGUGUAAUGUUUUAGCACCUGGGUGUGUGGAACAACAGGUGAAACUGCAGAGCUUUCUGGUGAAGUAGCACAGCAUGCCAGCCACGUGUUAAACACUGCUGAAAUAACUACCAGUAGUAGCUUCAAGUGCUCUCCAUGUGAAUGCAGCAGCCUGGUAUUCAUCUUGCAAUGCCUACAGGUGUUAGCAGGAGUUGCUUGUUUGGGCUGGCCUUGAAAUCAAUCCUCAAUCUUGCUGAAAAGGAAAGAGGGCUGAGAAACUGCACCAAUGCAGAGACCACCUUUUCAAAAGCAGCUUUAAUCUUGUACCAUAGGGGAAAAAAAAUAAGCUACAUACUGGCUUCCAUUGAUAAGGACUUGCAGGUAUGAUAAUUUUUAAGGUUUUGCAAUAUAUUUAGUAAAGUUAUACUGAAUAAAUGUAAGAAAAACAACUUUAUAUAUUUGGAAAGAAGACUUUAAUAGUGUUGUUAUAUAGAGUGUUGGCCAACUCAAGCGGGUCGUCUUCUCUUACUGCUGCCAUGAUUUCCAGUAUUUGACUAAAAAAGAAAGAUUGGUGUUAGAAGACUGACACUCAGAGCUGAACAGGCUGGAGGGUGCUGCAUGUGUAUGUACAAGUCACUUAGAUGAACCUGGAAUACAAACCCAUGCUGAGAGCAACAGGGCAGGGGGCUCAGCUACGCAAACAGCUUCACUUCUAAGUCACCAACUGCCCUUCCCUUUACACUGAGCACCGGUUGCGCACUGGUACAGACUCAUCUUUGGUCUUUUGACUUGUUUGGAGGUAAUUAAACGGCUUUCUGGUUCAAA